Chelmon rostratus (copperband butterflyfish) is the source of this 3575-nucleotide messenger RNA. Its product is annotated as potassium/sodium hyperpolarization-activated cyclic nucleotide-gated channel 2-like. The record is from RefSeq and is a predicted model, not a curated record. Gene Ontology annotation, molecular function: voltage-gated potassium channel activity. Lineage: Eukaryota; Metazoa; Chordata; Actinopteri; Chaetodontiformes; Chaetodontidae. Bases 213 to 2072 code for a protein of 619 amino acids. The transcript has 7 exons. Gene Ontology annotation, biological process: potassium ion transport; transmembrane transport. Gene Ontology annotation, cellular component: membrane.
GGUAUUUUUUAUCUUUACAUCCUACUUCAGAGUGUUUCAGCAUAGUUCUUUUUUGCAAAGGAAGUUAACACUAAAACAAUGUCUCACAUGGAAGAACCAGCUGCGGUAAACUUUAUUAGUAAGUGAACUUUACAAUCAGCCCCCUACAAGCCAAAUCACAGGGGCAAAAGAGACAUCUUUGCUUUGACUAGUUUAAAGUGCAAGGUGUAAAAAUGACCAGCCUCUCCAGGAGUGCAGAUGACCAGAGAGGCAUCAGCGAGAGUCCAGCUCACAAACCGGAGACACCCAAGUACCGCAGCUGGAGCAGCCUCCGCUUCUCGAGAUGGAGAAGUGGUUCCCAGAGGACGAGCCCCCCCGCCACCCCCUCCCCAAAGACAGACAAGAGGUCCGAAGUGACCAAGACGCUCUUCUCCUUGGUCAAGACUCACAAUGACGACUACACAGCAGAUCCCGAUGGCCUGCUGGACACCAACGUGGACGGCGAAGAGGGCGAGGACGACACCCCGCAGGACCAGUCCACCUACUUCCAGAGGCAGUUUGGAUCCAUGCUGCAGCCCGGGGUCAACAAGUUCUCCCUGCGCAUGUUUGGCAGUCAUAAAGGAGUUGCUGCUGAGCAGGCCAGGGUCAAGAGCUUUGGAGUGUGGAUCAUCCACCCCUAUAGUGACUUCAGGUUUUAUUGGGACAUUGUGAUGCUCCUGUUGAUGAUGAGCAAUCUGGUCAUUUUACCAUGGGGAAUCACCUUCUUUGAAGACCAGAACACCAUGCCCUGGAUCAUCUUCAACGUCCUGUCUGACACUCUCUUCCUCAUGGACCUGGUUUUCAAUUUCCGCACGGGCAUCCCGGGAGAGGACAGCCACAUCAUCCUGGACCCCAGGGAGAUCCGCAUGCAUUACCUCCGCACCUGGUUCCUGGUGGACUUCGUCUCCUCCAUCCCCGUCGACUACAUCUUCCUCAUCGUCGACCUGGAGUCCCGGCACGAGUCGUCUGACGUGUACCGCACCGCCCGCGCCCUCCGCAUCGUGCGCUUCACCAAGAUCCUCAGUCUGCUGCGUCUUCUCCGGCUGUCUCGCCUCAUCCGCUACAUCCACCAGUGGGAAGAGAUUUUCCACAUGACUUAUGACCUGGCCAGUGCUGUGGUGCGUAUAGUUAACCUGAUUGGCAUGAUGCUGCUGCUGUGCCACUGGGAUGGCUGCCUGACCUUCAUGGUGCCAAUGCUGCAAGACUUCCCUCCAGACUGCUGGGUAUCCAAAAAUAACAUGGUGAAUUCCACUUGGCACAUACAGUACUCCUAUGCCCUGUUUAUGGCCAUGAGUCACAUGCUGUGUAUAGGAUACGGUGCCCACCCUCCAGAAGGCAUGACUGACGUUUGGCUCACCAUGAUCAGCAUGGUGGUAGGGGCCACCUGCUACGCCAUGUUCCUCGGCCAUGCAACUAACCUGGUCCAGUCGUUGGAUGCAUCACACCGCCAGUAUCAAGAGAAGUAUAAGCAAGUGGAGCAGUACAUGUCCUUCCAUAAACUACCAGCAGAUGUGAGACAGAGGAUCCACGAUUAUUACGAGCAGCGAUUCCAAGGCAAGAUGUUCGACGAGGACAGCAUCCUGGGAGAGCUCAGUGAUCCGCUGAAGGAGGAGAUUGUCAGCUAUAACUGCCGUGGGCUGGUAGCCAACAUGCCACUGUUUGCCAACACUGACCCUCAUUUUGUGACAGUGAUCCUGACCAAGCUGCGUUUCGAAGUCUUCCAACCCGGAGACUUGAUUAUACGAGAAGGAACGCUGGGUCGGAAGAUGUACUUCAUCCAGCACGGCACCGUCACCGUCAUCCCACGUGGCAGUAAGGAGAUUACACUCAACGAUGGAGCAUAUUUCGGGGAGAUCUGCCUGCUAACCCAAGGACGACGCACAGCCACCGUGAAGGCUGACACCUACUGUCGCCUUUACUCCCUGAGUGUGGACAGUUUCAACGAGGUCCUGGAGGAGCAUCCUCUGAUGAGGAGGGCGUUUGAGAGCGUGGCUGUGGACCGACUGGGCCGGGUUGCCCGCAGACCCAGUUAUCAGCCUCCUCCACCCGAGUGACGUCCUCAGUACCAACGGAGAGAGACUCUGGCCAGACAUGUGGAGGACAUUUGUCACACUUUGACUGAACAUGACCACAUAACAAAGAAACCUUCCAUGUAAACUCUUCUGAUUGCUGUUUACUUUAGUGCUCAGUAAUGGACAACCUCAUGGAGCCCCUCAGUUUUAUUUAUCAACAUAUUAUCGCUGCACUUGUACCUUCAUUUUGGUUUAAUUUCGUUACUUGAACUCAAUAAGCUACAUGAACUUUUUUGAGUUAGAUCUUUCUGCACUUUUCAUGUUAGACCCAUUGUGUCAUUUACAAACUGUAUUAUGAGAAAAAGAAUCACUAUUUUCUUGUUUCUUCUUUUUACCAAUGGCAACACUAGCUCUUCUGCUAUAAGAAUCACUUUCAGAUGCCUGUAUGCUUUCUGCGAUUUCAUUAUCUGUCGCAUCAUUCUAAAGAGGUAUUAGAUGCACACAGGAGCACCAGCUGGGCGAUACAUCAUACAGCUGUAAGUAGGGCUGAUUUAAAUGAUCCCUCAGGUCUGUAGGUUAAAUCAAGUCAGGGUUUAAUGCUGAUGUGCACUGAGGAUAAGCUGAUGUGAUGUAAUAACUGUACAGAGACAGAUUGUACACAGUCAUAGAUCACUGUUAAAAUUGAUACAUUUCAUUGUACUCACAUCUGAGCUUGGAGAAAGCUCACUAAAUGAAAAGUCUACCUUUGCAUCUCUACAAUUUAGUAUUAAAGGGAUUUUUUCCAUAUAUUUUCUUAAGUUUCUCACUUUGCUUUUGCAUCGCACAUUCAUUUGUUUUAAUUUUCUGAUGGCAUACAUUUGCAAACAUACUGUAUUUUGGCUUUUAAAAAAUGUUUAUGGACAUGAACCUUCAGGUGAUUAAUUAGCAGAUUAUAAACCCAUUUAAACAAAUACAACAGUGAGAACUACAAGCAAGGUUAAAGGUCCUUUUCAAACCAGAUAUUUUGACUUGUGAAAAAAGCAAAAUCGCAGUUGUUAAUAAUAAUAUUACCAAUUGUUCAUUCCUGUUCAGGCAUCCCAUAAAGCCAUGACAGUGUGACAGUGAGCCAACAUGGACAGUGCAAACCGAGGAAGCUACAUGUGAUUCCGCAAUAAUUAAAGUUAAUUACACCUGUGGAUUUCCUGCUUUGGUUAUGACUGUGAAAGACCUAGUAUGAGAGUCCCUGCUUAUCUUCUUCUUCAAAACUUGGCAAAUGUGAAUGACGUUACACUAACAGGUUGAGAGUCUAAUCAGCCAUGCAAUAAGAAGAAAUACUGACAUUGAAGAAGAAAUACUGACCCUGAUAAGACCAGUAGUAGUCUAAAUUAUCUGUAAGUCACCUUCUCUUAUGUAUGUGUGCUGUUAUUACUGUAUUGAUUGAUGCAGUGUAUUUCUUGCUGGUAAAUUUGAUGCAGAGAUAAAAUAUAUUUUAUUAUUGAAGUUUAAUUAAUAUUAUUGAAUUAAUCUAUCACAUUAAUUUGUUCAGUAUUGAUCAUAAUGCUUAGC